GAAAUUGUGACAAUAGAAGGAAGAGUCAUGGAGGCGAACAGAAACAGUACUGCUUUCUCAUGGCUCCUUCUCCUUCUGCUCUCUCAUCUCUGCCUGUGGAUGAAGGUGCAGUCGACAGAGAUGCCAAGUGUUCAAUUCAAGGCAGUGAACUUAGGCGGGUGGCUCGUCACUGAAGGCUGGAUUACACCUUCUCUCUUUGAUGAUCGCAUAUACAACAACGAUCUGCUGGAUGGUACCCAAGUUCAGUUCAUGUCGACUGCAUCGGGGAAAUAUCUCACUGCUGAGGAUGGUGGUGGUUCCAAGAUCGCCGCCAACAGAAACGACGCCUCCGGUUGGGAGACUUUCAAGUUGUGGAGAGUUGCAGAUGAUCAAUUUCAGUUCCGAGUCUUCAAUAAACAAUUUAUUGGGCUCGAUGGAGGAGGGGGACCAAGCAGCUCCAUCGUAGCAGUGGCAACGGUGCCGGCGGAGUCCGAGACGUUCCAAAUUAUCAGGAACCGUGAUGAUCGAAACCGGGUUCAUAUCAAAGCACUGAGCAAUGGGAUGUUUCUGCAGGCAAGAUCUGAAGGUACGGUGACGGCAGAUUUCAGUGGAGAGCCAGACUGGGGAGACAGUAGCAAUGCAGUAUUUGUGAUGAAGGUCUUUGGAGGGAUUCAAGGAGAGUUUCAAGUAACAAACGGACUUGGACCUGUACAAGCUGCCCAAGUUAUGCAAGAACAUUGGGACACAUUUAUAGUUGAAGAUGAUUUCGACUUCAUCGCAAAAAAUGGCUUGAACUCGGUGAGGAUUCCAGUUGGGUGGUGGACUGCCAUGAACCCUACACCUGCCCCUUUUGUUGCAGGAUCCUUAGACGUAUUGGACAGGGCGUUCUCUUGGGCAGAGAAGUAUGAUCUCAAGGUCAUAUUGGAUCUCCAUGCACCACCUUACUCUCAAAAUGGACAGGACCACAGUGGGUCUAGAGAUGGCACCAUUGAAUUUGGAUCAACUCAAGAAACCAUUGACAAAACUGUUGAGGUCAUAGAGUUUUUCUCGGCAAGAUAUGCAAGUUCACAAAGCCUAGCAGCGGUGGAGCUUAUCAACGAGCCCUCAGCUCCUGCUGUGACCCUUGAUGUCAUUACCCGAUAUUACGAGGCAGGGUACGCUGCAGUCAGGAGACAUUCUCCCACAGCCUACGUUAUCAUGUCCAGAAGACAGGGAGCACCACCAGCUGAGCUCUUGACCCUCGCCAAUGGGCGCUCCAGAACUGUCAUUGAUGUCCACUACUACAGCAUCUACUCUCCCAUCUUCCAAAGCAUGACGGUGCAGCAGCACAUAAAUUACAUCUACCAAAGCAGAGCUUCCCAACUAAGCAAAAUAACCCAAGACAAUGGCCCCCUUUCCUUUGUAGGUGAAUGGGUGGCAGAAUGGAAAGUACCUGGAGCAACAAAAGAAGAAUACCAACAGUUUGCAAAUGCUCAGUUGGAAGUGUAUGGGAAAGCUUCCUUUGGAUGGGCUUACUGGACCCUCAAGACCGAGAAGUAUGAACACUGGAGUCUCAAAUGGAUGAUAGAGAAUGGCUACAUCAAUCUCUAGUUGUAAUACAUUUGUUUUCUUCUACUCCUGCACUAUAUCCAAAAGAACUACUAUCUAAUUCAGUGAAUAAAUAUCCAGUUUAUUGGAUAAAUAUUCAAUA
Molecule: messenger RNA, 1669 nt
Organism: Nymphaea colorata (pocket water lily)
Lineage: Eukaryota; Viridiplantae; Streptophyta; Magnoliopsida; Nymphaeales; Nymphaeaceae
Product: probable glucan 1,3-beta-glucosidase A
Exons: 8
Coding region: 28-1569 (513 amino acids)
Biological process (GO): actin filament bundle assembly; cell migration; establishment or maintenance of cell polarity
Cellular component (GO): actin cytoskeleton; cytoplasm
Molecular function (GO): actin filament binding; hydrolase activity, hydrolyzing O-glycosyl compounds
Source: RefSeq, a predicted model, not a curated record